Messenger RNA from Tachyglossus aculeatus (Australian echidna), 1443 nucleotides. It is a transcript of the gene HTR1F, whose product is annotated as 5-hydroxytryptamine receptor 1F. Gene Ontology annotation, biological process: G protein-coupled receptor signaling pathway, coupled to cyclic nucleotide second messenger; chemical synaptic transmission. Gene Ontology annotation, cellular component: dendrite; plasma membrane. NCBI's taxonomy places the organism in Eukaryota, Metazoa, Chordata, Mammalia, Monotremata, Tachyglossidae. The transcript has 3 exons. The record is from RefSeq and is a predicted model, not a curated record. The coding region runs from base 337 to 1443 and encodes 368 amino acids. Gene Ontology annotation, molecular function: neurotransmitter receptor activity; G protein-coupled serotonin receptor activity.
CACCCUGGGCGUCCCUGCUCCAGGCGCUUAGUACAGUGCUCUGCACACAGUAAGCGCUCAAUAAAGACGACUGACUGCUCGGCGGCCCGCAUGGCCGGCCCCGGAGGGCCCCUCUCCGCUCAGCAGUUCCCUGAAGAAAUUACAUAUUAUGGAGGGACACCAGAGCUAAAUGGCGGUAGAUUCAAAAUCCUUAAUCCUCUAACAAUGGAACGACUGAUGGACCAAAUAAAAACUAUCUCUAGUAAGGAACAGCUGUCAGAUGGAAUCACGCUCACAUUCGACUUUCUGCUCAGAAGUAUCCAUUUCUUCAGGUAAAUAAUCACCUUUGAAGAGAAUAUGGAUUUCUUCAACUCAACUGAACGAAAUAUUACAUCAGAAGAACUGUUAAACAGAAUGACAGCCAAGAUUCUAAUCUCACUGACUCUUUCAGUAUUGGCACUGAUGACAACAGCCAUCAAUUCCCUUGUGAUUACCGCAAUAAUAGUGACCCGGAAGCUACAUCAUCCUGCCAGUUAUUUAAUCUGCUCCCUUGCAGUCACGGAUUUCCUAGUUGCCAUCCUGGUGAUGCCCUUCAGCAUUAUCUACAUUGUUAAAGAAACUUGGAUUAUGGGACAAGUGGUAUGUGAUAUUUGGUUGAGCGUUGACAUUACGUGCUGUACAUGCUCUAUCUUACAUCUCUCUGCAAUAGCCUUGGAUCGAUAUCGAGCCAUCACCGAUGCCGUGGAGUAUGCCAGGAAGAGGACACCAAAACGUGCUGGUAUAAUGAUAGCUGUGGUAUGGAUCAUAUCCAUUUUUAUCUCAAUGCCUCCUUUGUUCUGGCGCCAUCAAGGAACCAGCCGAGAUGAUGAAUGCAUCAUUAAGCAUGACCAUAUUGUGUCCACCAUAUACUCCACCUUUGGAGCCUUUUACAUACCACUGGCAUUAAUCCUGAUCCUUUAUUACAAAAUCUAUAGGGCCGCAAAAACACUGUACCACAAGAGGAAUGCUAGUCGCAUAACAAAAGAAGAGCUCAAUGGUCAGGUUCUCUUGGAAAGUGGUGAAAAAAAUUCUAGACUAGUCUCCACCCAAUACGUGCCAGAGAAGUCCUUAUCUGAUCCUUCCACAGACUUUGAUAAAAUUCACGUCACGGUGAAAAGCCCCAAAUCUGAAUUCAGGCAUGAGAAAUCUUGGAAAAAGCAAAAAAUCUCCAGCACAAGAGAACGCAAGGCAGCGACUACUCUGGGGUUAAUCUUGGGUGCGUUUGUGAUCUGCUGGCUUCCUUUUUUUGUUAAGGAAGUGGUUGUUAAUGUCUGUGAAAAAUGCCAAAUUUCAGAAGAAAUGUCUAACUUUCUGACCUGGCUUGGAUAUCUCAAUUCCCUUAUUAAUCCACUGAUCUACACAAUCUUUAAUGAAGAUUUUAAGAAAGCAUUCCAGAAACUUGUGAGGUGUAGACACUACAUUUGA